Molecule: messenger RNA, 3509 nt
Organism: Pocillopora meandrina
Lineage: Eukaryota; Metazoa; Cnidaria; Anthozoa; Scleractinia; Pocilloporidae
Source: the annotation of a GenBank genome assembly
AUGACAAGCACUGAGGACCUGUAUCAUUCAUCAAUGGUCACCAAUUGUGCGCUCAACGCAUCUUUAUCCUACACCGCCAUCGCGUUGAACAUCAUAACAAUUUACGCGAUGAGAAAAACAUCGUCUCUGCCGAGGCCGCUGAGAACAUUAUUGCUGAGUCUUGCUGUCUCAGAUCUGGGUGUCGGCAUUUUUGUACAACCUUAUUACGUUGUGCUUUUAGUUAUAGAGCUGAAAGGCGCCGAUCCUGUUGACAAAUCAAUGGAUAAUGCCAUGUAUGCCAUGGCGGACACCUUUUCCAUUGUUUCAUUUCUCAGUGUUUUUGUCCUCAGCGUGGACAGAUUCCUGGCUGUACAUCUUCAUCUCAGAUAUCAAGAACUUGUCACUCAGAGACGCACUGUUUUGGCCGUGAUAUCAAUCUGGAUGCUUAGUGUGUUUCUUGCAGUAACCGGCCAUUUUUGGUUGCCUCUUUUCCUUCUAGAUUUUUUUCCUGUAGUUUUAGGGUUCUGUCUUAUUUGCACAGGAUUAGUUUACUGCAGAAUUUAUUUCGCUGUACAACGCCACUUGAGAGAAAUACAGUCCUUGCAAGUACGGCGAACCGAGCAGAAUGUCGGUGACAUGGAGCAUACUGCCAGGAUGAGGAAAACUGCCAUUAGCACAUUUUACGUUUAUCUUGUGUUUUUAGUCUGUUAUUUGCCUGAAUACUGCACUAAUAUGGUUGUUAGCCAUGGCGAGCUUUCUGAUUCUUUAAAAACCUUUAGGUUAUACAGUUGGACUCUUGUGUGUGUGAAUUCAUCUUUAAACCCGGUUAUUUAUUGUUGGAGUAUGAGACACAUUCGGCACACCAUCAUUAACAUUCUCAGAAAUACACAUCCGUGCAGAUAGUGAGCAACAUAGCAUGAAAACAAGUUAAACCUUUGUUACUGUUGCACCUGAAAGUUAUUAUAAGAGUGGAUACAAUAACACAACCUAACAACUAUUUUAGUUAACAGCCUGCAUUAAGUAGUAAUAUGAUGAUCCAUUUGUAAUACUCGAAAUUGAUCUUAAAUAAUAAGGACAACAACAAAGUAGGGAGCCGGCCUGAAGGAGAAUAUUUCAAUUGCUCGCUGCUAAUGACAUUGCCACAGAAAAUAAGUGCUUUGUAUUUAUGAAAUUCUAAAUUAAAUGCACCCAUGGAAAGGUAUAUAUCAAAACGUAUUGGUUACUAUUGUACAUAUCUUCAAAGCCAAGGUCGAUAUAGUUUGAACAUAAAUGUUAAGCAUGGUGAUAAUUUGAAUUUGAAUAUCAAAAAUGAAUGAAAGCGCUUCAGCUGUCUACGUUGUCUUGCACUAAAAUCUAUAGGAGAGCUUUUACAAAAUAACAAGGAAACGUUCAAAUUUUUCAUGGCUGCAUAAGUUAUUAUAGAUGAUAAAAAUACACGGACUGAUACAGCGUCGUGGCUAAGCCUACAAACAUCUAAUUAAAUUUGAAUUGACCUUUUAGUUGCUUUCAGAGGAGUUGCCGACAACUCCCCGACGAAAUGACUUCAGGGAAAUCAGAAAUUCUUUUUUUUCAAAAUGCUUUUUCUUCUCCUCGAGUGGAAGCUAUUAUGUUUCAAGUGUGUGUUUUUUUUUUGUUGUUGUGAAUUUGGUUUUUUUUUUGUUGUUGUGAAUUUGGUUUUAAUAGGUGGUUCUACACUCGAAGUUUAUAAGUCUUUAAACAAAUAAAGAUCUAGUAUCAAUUCUCCAGCCCUUUCUUCCCAGACGAAUCCAAAUGACAUUCAAUACACACUUGUCGUAGUUUUCACAGCAGUUAUUGGAAAAAAGGAAAUGAGUAGACCCAAGAACCGGAUACUGCCUGUUUUAUUUAUUGAAGAGUUUUUUUGGCUUCGAUUAUGUAAAAAUCUGAAUCAUCACGAAACUAAAAAGUUUUUUAUCGCUUUUUGAUAAAACAGCUUGGUGAAAGUUAGACCCCAUUAGCUCACCGGUUUUUUCCGAAUACUAAAUGUGCAUCAAUUUAUUUCUGGAAGAUUCUCAACUGACGAAGAUCGACAUAAUUAUAUGUCUUACUUCUAUUGCAAAUUUUACAGCUGCACUUUUAGCCUUAAAUUCAUUUUAUGUAUCCGGUUUCGUGGCUGAUUUUUCGAUUCGUUGAACAAAUUUGAAUGAGUUAACCGACUCUUCGCAUCUUAUUCCCCUGGACAUACUGUUUGGAGAUAAUUUAAGCUUUGGAGUUUUUAACUUGAAAAAUAGUUAUUUGUCAUUUCGACAUGAGACCCUAAGCGCGCUUUGUAACCAUAGCUACGAUAAGCUGUUUAGGAAAACUAUCAUGAAUACACCUGAAAUUUUUGCCAUGAUAUCUGGUAAUUUUGAGAUGAAAUAAUUUUCUUCUAAUACAAGAGGAAACUCCUGAUCUCUGACGUUCAGAUUCGCUCAAAGCAGAAAAUUCAACUUUCCUAAGGAUUUCUUAUUAGUUUUACCUCAAGCUAUAUGAGUAACACACCUGUUUGUUAAUUUGUUGCGUUAUUUUUUCUGUCUAUCCUUUGCUUUUGUUCUUGUUAUGUUUUAUUAAUGGUUCACAUCUUUAAAAACUAUUUCUGUUAAGAAUUGGCAAAACAAACCCGCACCUCCUCGUCGAUUCCGCCUACAUAGGAUUCCGGAUUCCCUUGGCAGCCCAGGCUCCUGCUUUUGCCACUCAACCACCCUUGGCCCGGAGGGACUUUUUCUACUGGCUAAGCAGCGGCAGAAGGUAAGCUUGGCUUCUAAUUGUGCAAAACUGUCCACCAGGAAAGUUAACGAAAACAAUGCUUUUCAUGAGAAGCCAUGUUUAAUGGAAGAUCAAACUCAAAACCUACCCUUCCCACCCAUUAACUUUCGAUACGCCACUGCCGGCAACAUAUGCAAAAUUGGAAUGAAGAUCAAUAUAAACAUCAUUUAAUCAGCCCAUUUUGAAGUACGAACGUUCUUAUGUUUAUUUUCUUAAAACAGAAUAGAGCUUCGAUCAAAAGCCUCAAUGAUGAAAAGGAGAUCACACUCUUUGUUACUGGAAAUAGAAGGCAAUCACUUUGGAGGAAUAAAUUAUCCCGUCGUCGCGAUCAUAUUAAACAAGAAAAGGACCGAGAAAGUCUAAGCAGAGUAAAUUUAAAGUACACCCUGGGUAGUGCUCAGAAGACCUUAUGUCGCUAGCGACAAUGACGGGACAUUGACAACGUCAUGAACGGGAGAUGAUAUCCGUUCAGUUCGUCUUGAGUUAACCCUAUAAUAAAAAGUAUUUAUCAUAUGUAAAUUUUCGGAAAUUACCGGAAACUUUUCGUAGUCUUCUCGAUGCUUGCUUAACUCAGAGUUAAUUGAAGGCGAUAAUAGAUAACCUAAGCCGCCAUAAUUUUAUUUUGAAACGUCGUCUGUCGCACUGUUCUAACAUUUAAUGAAUGUUUACCAAGGCAGACUGAGUACAGCGUCAUAAAUAAAUAUAUAUUUAAAUUAGUUUCACUUCCUCACUAAACAAGAAGACCGUAAAAAAUCUUUUAAAACGAC